Lucilia cuprina (Australian sheep blowfly) is the source of this 1202-nucleotide messenger RNA. RefSeq lists its product as uncharacterized. The transcript has a single exon. NCBI's taxonomy places the organism in Eukaryota, Metazoa, Arthropoda, Insecta, Diptera, Calliphoridae. The record is from RefSeq and is a predicted model, not a curated record. The coding region runs from base 114 to 896 and encodes 260 amino acids.
UCAUUGAAAAAUUAUUCAAAUAGAAAAAUCUUUAAAAAACUAAUUAAAAAAAUUAAUAUAUUUUUUCAAACAUUUUCUGCAAGUAAUAAAUAAGUACAAUUUUCAUUUUCAAAAUGCUCACAGCUUACAGUGUAAAAUUACCUAAUCCGCACAAGAAAUGUGUAAGGGAACUAUUGAAUUACUUAACAUGUUUUGACAACGAUUACCAAAGGAUUAAUAUCGAAUUAAGGAAUAUUCAAAAGGAGUUCAAACAGUCAAUAGACAAUGUUGUUUUUUACUGUUCCGAAUUGCGUAAAUUAGCUUGUGCAUCGGAUGAAAAGCUUGAUCAGUUUCAAAAGAAUGUUGAAAACAUUGACGCUAUAACAGACAGUUUCAAUAAGCGCAUUGAAAAUUUGCAAAAGAAACGAGAAGAAACCGUAGAGAAAUCAAAGAAGUGUUUUGAACAAUUAGAAGUUGAAAAAAUGAGGCUAAAACAUUUCCAUCAGAAAACCAUCAACCAUUUGAAGUCUUUUGCUGCUCAUGCUAAAGAUCCUGAAAUAGUAAAGAAUUGCGAAAAAGACAUAAACGAAAUAAAUAAACAGUUCUCCAAAGAGUUGUCCUAUAUAAAAAAGUGUGAGGGUGUUCUGGAUUAUUUUUAUCAGUUACUCAAAGUAAACAAAUCUCAAGUGUGUCAUUUUAAUGAAUAUGAAUGGGUACCUCAGGGAAAAUCAACAGAAAUCGUGGACUCCAUUGCUAAGGAAAUUCAAGAUUCCAUGGGAACUACAUUAAGAAAUGUAUUUGCUCAUCUACAUAUUCAUCAGCCGAAUGACACAAAUAGUUAUUUAGCUCAAUAUCUUAUGACAUUGGUUCAUAAUGAAAAAAUUGUGAGAGAAAAAUUAGAAGUUUUUGCUAAUUAGAUUUUUUAACAUUUGUUAGAUGUACAACAAAUUAUUACAUAUUUACAUAUUGACGAAAUUUUUAUUAGAUUUUCUAUAAUAAAACGAUAUCGACCCCAUCAAAUGUUUUUAAAAUUUUAUAGGAUUUAUUUUUCUUUAAAACAAAUUUUUUGUAAUGUUUAAUUUUAAAUCAAAGUACAAGGGAAACCGUAUUCACGCGGCACUCGUACAUGUAAGUGAGUAAUUUAAUAUAUGUGAGAUUUGGACUACUUGUUAUACUUUGCUUAAAACUAUAUUGAAAUCAAAUAAAUUUGUUAAGAAAAUUAA